Messenger RNA from Dovyalis caffra, 2496 nucleotides. The record is from the annotation of a GenBank genome assembly. Lineage: Eukaryota; Viridiplantae; Streptophyta; Magnoliopsida; Malpighiales; Salicaceae.
AUGUCAGUUCUCUGGAAACGAAUUAAUGACACUGGCAAGAAUUGGCGUCAUGUCUACAAGGCUUUGACUGUUUUGGAAUACCUGGUUGCUAAUGGAUCAGAGCGUGUCAUAGAUGAGAUAAGGGAACAUUCAUAUCAAAUAUCGACAUUGUCAGAUUUCCAAUAUAUUGAUUCCAGUGGAAAGGACCAGGGUAACAAUGUCAGGAAGAAAUCCCAGAGCCUUGUGGUCCUGGUGAAUGAUAAAGAAAGGAUAGUUGAAGCUAGGCAGAAGGCUGCUGCUAACAGGGACAAAUUUCGCAACACAUCACCUGGUGGAAUGUAUAGACCUGGUUCUUACUCAAAUACAGGAGGAUACGAUGAUGAUGGUCGCUAUGGAAGCAGGGAUGAAGAUCGAAAUGGAUAUGGUUAUGGCAAAGAAAGAGAAUACAACUACAGGGAUGAUGACCGGUAUGGUAAAUAUGGGGACUCUUAUGGUCGUGAUGGAGAUCGUUAUGGUGAAGAACGGUAUGGCAGAGAUGGAUAUAGGGAUGAUGACUAUCGGGGAAGAAGUCGAAGCAUUGAUGGUGACGGUUCAAGAAGCAGGAGCUCUGAUAGAGAUAGAGAUAGAGAUCGUGCUUUUGAUGAUGAUGGUCAAUCUUCAUCUCGUGGCAGUGGCGCUAGAGCUGAUGAUCAGUCUCAUGACGGAAGCAUUGCCAAGCGGCUUGAACGAAAAUUUUCUGAGCAAAAUAUUGGUGGUCCUCCCAGCUAUGAAGAAGCUGUAAGUGAAUCCCGAAGCCCUGCUCAUAGUGAAAGGAAUGGAGAAACUUUAGCAGCACCUGCUCCCGGAGCUUCUUCCCCACCAGCUCCUAGAUCUUCUUCUCCACCUACUUUUAACGCUGCCUCUCCACCUCCAAGCAUUCCUGGACAAGCAAACACUUCUUCUGUGACGUUUGCAUCUCCUGCAGACCAGGAAGUUGAGGCGGCUGAUGAAUUUGAUCCUCGUGGUCCUGUUUCAGCUGCCCCCACAGCCACAUCUGCUCCAACUGCCUCCGCUUUCCCUACCACUUCAAACAAUGCUGAAAUGGACUUACUUGGCUCUUUGUCAGAUGUGUUUGCUCCAAAUCCAUUGGCCAUCAUGCCAGUUACUUCUGCAACUACCUCUGAAGCUGAUGCCCAGGCAAACUUUCCAGGACCUGUGUUUGCUGCAACCCAAUCAGCAUCUGUUAUGAAUCAGGCUUUUGAAGAUCCAUUUGGUGACUCUCCUUUCAAAGCUACACCUACAGAGAAUUUUUCAGCUCAACAGCCAACUUCUUCUGCUGCCCCUUUCCAGCCUACCGUGAAUCAGAGUGCUGAAAUGCCCAAUGCAGUUGCACCACCAAAUGUUGACACAUUCUCUGGCAUGACUUAUUCAUCAUCCAAUGUUCAACCUCCUUCAACAAACCCACACUUUUUGCCUCAAGAAAUGUCAAGUUCUUAUCCUGAAACUGAUAUUCUGGCAGACAUCCUCCCACUGUCUGCUCCGUCUGCUGUAGCUUCACAGGCAGGUUUUUCACUUCCAACUGGCCAACCUCCACAGCCAGGCGCUUCUGUGUAUGGGAACUUCAAUUCACCAGCAGGGAAUAUGGUACUGCCGGCAGCUCCACACAUGGCUCCUCAGGCCCAGCAAUUAAGCAGUGCAAACUUCCUUCCACAGGGAGGAUCCCCAGCUCCUAUCAAUUCCAACAUGGCUGCUGGACCAAUGGCACAGUUUAAUAAUGGAAACUUACUUCCACAACAAGGUUCUACAACUCCAGCUGUCUCACAAUUUUCUCACCAUACAGCAACUGGAUCAGCACAACAAUAUAACAGUGGAAACUUUCUCCCACAACAUGCCUCUACAGUCCCGGUUGCUUCACAAUUUACCUACCAAACUCCAACUGCUUCAUCUCCUCAACAGAAUGAUGUCCCGGGUAAUAUGUUUUCUCAAGGGCCAAACAAUUUCAUGGCUUCUCAGACAACUCUUCCAUCUUCAACAGGGUCGCUUGCUAUAGUUCCUCAACCAUCCAAGGACAAAUUUGAGACCAAGUCAACAGUGUGGGCAGAUACUCUGAGCAGAGGGCUGGUCAAUUUGAAUAUUUCAGGACCUAAAACCAAUCCAUUGGCUGACAUUGGAGUCGAUUUUGAUGCCCUUAAUCGCAAGGAAAAGAGAAUGGAAAAACAGCCCAUGACUCCAGUUAUAUCUACAAUCAACAUGGGCAAAGCUAUGGGAUCUGGUACUGGGAUGGGCCGAGCUGCUGCAGGUGCUCUCAGGCCGCCUCCAAACCCCAUUGUCGGUUCUGGUUCAGGCGUGGGAGGUUAUGGGGGAGUGCAUCAACCCAUUGGUGUGGGUAUGGGACCAGUGAUGAAUGUGGGCAUGAAUAUGGGAAUGAUGCAGGGUGGCCAGAUGCCUCCUGGAUCAGCCAUACCUGGUGGCUAUAACCCCAUGAUGGGCUCUGGUGGUUACACUCCCCAACAACCUUAUGGUGGCAGAUAUCGAUGA